AUGGCGCUCUCCAUGGCUGGGGCCACCAAAGCCAAGGGCAAGAGCGUGGCCAAGGAGGAGGUGACGGGCCCCGCUGUGUGCACCGACCCCGUGCUGCUCGCCACCCACGCCAUGGGCGUCAACAUCUACAAGGAGGGCCCCGAGGUGGCCCUCAAGCCCGACUCCGAGUACCCGGCCUGGCUCUUUGAGAUCAACCUGAAUCCCCCCAAGAAGCUGGAGGACAUGAACCCRGAAUCGCUGGAAUAUUGGAGGCGCCUGCGGAAGUACGACACGUGGCGCCGCAACAAGCUCAAGAAGGGCAAGAAGUUCUAGGCGCAGGCCUGGCCGUGCUCUGYGUGGAGCUGCGUGGGUGGCGCCGGGCUGAGCCGCCGUCGCCUGCUCUCAGUCUCUUAUUCU
Messenger RNA from Nothoprocta perdicaria, 396 nucleotides. RefSeq names its product mitochondrial ribosomal protein L54 (gene MRPL54). The record is from RefSeq and is a predicted model, not a curated record. Bases 1 to 312 code for a protein of 103 amino acids. Lineage: Eukaryota; Metazoa; Chordata; Aves; Tinamiformes; Tinamidae. The transcript is spliced from 3 exons. Gene Ontology annotation, molecular function: structural constituent of ribosome. Gene Ontology annotation, cellular component: mitochondrial large ribosomal subunit.